AAUUGUAAUUUAGUGAUCUUCAAAAUCCCUCGUCUAAUUCUUCAUGCUGACCAGUAUUACUUAAUAAAAAACCAAGAAAUUGACUUAUCAUGUCAAAUAGAACCUGGAUGGCGUGGUGCUACAAUAGCCAGUGUGCAGUGGAUUAAAGACAAUACUCCAAUCGAAAACUGCAUUGAUCGUUUUUCCAGCUUUUCCAAUUCCAGCUUACGUAUUUUGAAUAAUCAAUAUCAACCAGAAGGUGACUAUCAAUGUUCCUCUUUAAUUCGUGGAAUUCGUAUAUCUAAUGGCUUACACAUUGAUACACAGCUUGUAUCAGCACCUGUGAAAUUUCGGAAAGCAAGAAUCAGUAAAUUCGAGAAAGUUAAUAUAGAAGUAAGUUCCAAUGUCCAAUCAAUACGAAUUCCUUGUUUGGGAAUGCCUGAUGUCGUACCAAAUCCUCCAGGAAUUCACUUCGAAAAAGAUGAAAAUUGCAUUAUGAAAAAAAAUACUGAAAUUUUUAUAGGUGACCGAAGGUUUUUAUUGACAUCGAGCGGAAUGCAGAUUGCUUUCUCGAUGGUCUCUGAUAGCGGCGACUAUUACUGCGUUGUCACUAAUUUAUUUACAAAUAAAACAAGGAAAUCACCGUACCCAGUAAGAUUGGAGAGAGAAAUAUUUAUGGUAACUAUGGUAAUUAAAUUUUUGAUUCCAGUGCUCAUUUACCCGAAAAUAAAAUCGUCUGUUUUCGAACCAAUUAUUUUGCAUGUAGUCAAAGGCAAAACUGUUAUUUUAGAAUGUAUGAUGUUAAAUGUUAGAAUAAUGUGGACAAAGGUGAAACCAUCAACUUCCGGACUCGUUUUUAACAACGAUCGAUUAAGAUUUCAACAGAUAUCAGGAAAUUUAGUAAUAAAUUUAUUGAACGAAGCUGACGAUGGUGUAUACGUAUGUGAAGGAUAUCCAGUUAAUACGAAUAAUUUGUCAGAAAUUCCAAAAGUUUUUUACCAAUUAAUAGUACAUGCUCCUACCGAUGUUCAAUUAAUGCUCGAGCAAAGCGACAAAGAAAAAUUUUGGAAGCUGAGUUGUCUGGCUUUAAAUCUGCAUUACGAAAUUCCUAUGGUCUAUAUCAAUGGCGUUCCUCUAGUAAUUGCUAUGAAUCAACUAGGAUUUUCAAUGCAAACGAAUUUUUACACAAAUCCAAUCAAUGCUACACUUACACCAAAUGUAGCACUCUCUGGAAGUGUACAGUGUAUAUCUAGGCCAGCAAUGGACGAGGCUGAAAUUUAUGGCAAUGGCUUAGAAAGAGGUCGUGCAAUGAACUUGUAUGUUGACAAUAAAGCUAAAAGUCAACAAAACUUAAUAUCGCAAGGGCCUGAUAAUUCGACAAGAUAUAUCGGUGAAUCAGUGUACCUUGUUUGUUUGGUUAUUCCAAAUGCUAAAAGAACUCUUUGGAUUAAAGAUGGUAAAAGGGUGGCAUUAAUUGGUAACAAACGAAUAAGACUUGUUGGUAAAGCCACUUUAAAAAUAAUGGAUAUUCAGCCAGAAGAUGAAGGAUGGUAUACUUGCGAAGCUUCUGAUAAUUCUAAUCAUGUCACUAGAUCAAAGGCUUACCUUAAAGUUAUGGGUCAGACUUACAAUAUUCUAUAUUCUAUGGUUUUCUAUACAUUUCUUGUGGAGUUCCUUAUUGUCAUUGGCUAUGUUGUUAUAUCUUGCCCCGUAGAAUAUUCACUUAUGAAAUUCGUUGCAGAAAAAGCGUCACUUCACUUAUCUACAACAAUAAUUCCCAAUUUGUGGAGCAUUUACAAUCGACCACCAGAAAACUAUAAUGAUACCUUAAUUAAGGUGAUUCUUAUAUUAUCAAGUCUUAGCAAUUUGUGGGCAGAUUUCAGAGAGACCAUGAAAUUUGGUUGA
Messenger RNA from Dracunculus medinensis (Guinea worm), 1884 nucleotides. The record is from the annotation of a GenBank genome assembly. NCBI's taxonomy places the organism in Eukaryota, Metazoa, Nematoda, Chromadorea, Rhabditida, Dracunculidae.